AUGUUGCCCCCGGGCAAUAGGGGAUCAUGGGGCCCCUGUGUCCUCGCCCACACUCAAACCACACCCAAAAAAGCCUAUGAAAGGUACCAGGGGCAUCUCAUGGGGCCCCCUACUGACCCCGGGCCCUCGGGCAGUGCCCGAGUUCCCAAAUGGUCAGUCUGCCCCUGUUCCUGCAGUUAGAGCAAUCUUAAGAUUUCAGCAGAGCACUGUUUAAAGCUUGUAGGAGGAGUUUUAUUUCUGUUCUAGGAGGAUGCAAAACCCCUGACCUCUUUUUGGACAGUGCUGAUUGGCCUUGUGCUGAUCACCUACACUCUCAC
This is a messenger RNA of Staurois parvus, 317 nucleotides long. The record is from the annotation of a GenBank genome assembly. NCBI's taxonomy places the organism in Eukaryota, Metazoa, Chordata, Amphibia, Anura, Ranidae.